Lutra lutra (Eurasian river otter) is the source of this 1755-nucleotide messenger RNA. It is a transcript of the gene CAPNS2, whose product is annotated as calpain small subunit 2. The record is from RefSeq and is a predicted model, not a curated record. NCBI's taxonomy places the organism in Eukaryota, Metazoa, Chordata, Mammalia, Carnivora, Mustelidae. Gene Ontology annotation, molecular function: calcium ion binding. Bases 176 to 1018 code for a protein of 280 amino acids. The transcript has a single exon.
UUUCUUAUAAUUCGUCAUAAGCACAAUGACUCACGAAUAUUUUGAGGCCCUCUAAAAACAGGCAGGUGCUAGGACCUAAUGGAAGUCAGGCUUUCAGUAGGAGGGGAGACAGCACUAUGGGGCGUGGUCCCCUGGAAGCAGGUACAGAAAAGCCAGUUCUUCCACCUGGAAGCUAAUGAGACUCCAUUUCAACUCUCUCCACACCACCUCCGAGACACCAGCAGCUUUCACACUUGCUUGUCAAACCAAAAGCAUGUUUCUUGCAAAGGCUUUAUUGGAAGGGGCCGAUCGAGGUCUUGGAGAAGCUCUUGGAGGCCUUCUUAGAGGAGGCGGUCAGAGAAGAAGAGGAGGAGGAGGAGGAGGAGGAGGAGGAGGAAAUCUCGGAGGGAUAGUUGGAGGAAUCGUGAAUUUCAUCAGCGAGGCCGCGGCAGCUCAGUACACCCCAGAACCGCCUCCCACUCAGCAGCAUUUCACGACCGUGGAGGCCAAUGAAAGUGAGGAAGUUCGUCGGUUUCGACAGCAGUUUGCCCAGCUGGCAGGACCAGACAUGGAGGUGGGUGCCACCGACUUAAUGAAUAUUCUCAACAAAGUCCUUUCCAAGCACAAGGACCUGAAGACCGACGGCUUUAGCCUUGACACCUGCCGGAGCAUCGUGUCCGUGAUGGACAGUGACACGACCGGCAAGCUGGGCUUUGAAGAAUUUAAGUACCUCUGGAACAACAUCAAGAAGUGGCAGUGUGUUUAUAGGCAGUAUGACAGGGACCGCUCUGGGUUCCUGAGAAGUUCCCAGCUGCGCGAGGCCCUGCAGGCAGCGGGUUUCCAGCUAAAUGAGCAGCUUUACCAAAUGAUCAUCCGCCGCUAUGCUGAUGAGGACGGCAGCAUGGAUUUCAACAACUUCAUCAGCUGUCUGGUCCGCCUGGAUGCUAUGUUCCGCGCCUUCAGAUCCCUGGAUAGGGACGCAGACGGUCUGGUUCAAGUAUCCCUCCAAGACUGGCUGCAACUGACCAUGUAUUCCUGAAGCCGGCCCCUCCCUGAGGACGGGACUCCGGACAGCCUCGCCCUCCCGUCCCCACGGCGGCUGAUACCCUGUCCCAGAGCUGUCAUUUCCUGCGAGCUCAUAUAUCUCCCUGCAUGCUUCUGAACUGGGACUGCCCUUUGGUGCUGAGUUAAAACAGAUUUUCUUUUUUUUAAAUGAGAAAUGUUCUGAGUGGUUUGUAUGUCAGCUCUGUGAGAUACUGGAUGUGUAGGGAUGUAUGUAUGGGGUCGGGGGGCAUGGGGUAGAGCCCCCUUGGAAUAGAUUUUAAUAGGGCAUUGCUUAUUUGGUGAGUGAAUUCCAAGGAGCAGGAAACUUGUUGUCAUUGAGAAUGAAAUCUUGAAAAAAGAAAACCCUGGAGUAAAUCAAGAUAGCCCUCAAGAGAUCUAGUUUUCCCUUUAAAAAAGGUGAGGAGGAGGGAAGUUGAGAAUCUGUUUUUCUCUUAAUUUCAUAUCUGGUCUUUCCAUUAUGAAAAAAAGAGAGAGGAAAAAAAGAGAAAGAAAAAGUGUUUUCCUGGAAGCCUAUUUAACUGUAUAGAAACAGAUUAAGAAAGGAGAAAAGAAGCAAUGUCACGUAAGGGAAGUAUAUAUGAGUUUUUAACAAUGGAGCGACUGUCUGAAAUUCCAGAAUUCUUUAGUCCUGUUUCUCUAGUAAAAUAAGCAUGCAGCAAAUUUGUUUUGUUUUGAUGUAUUUGUAAAGAGGGUCAGGGCAUUGGGGAAUGA